AUGCAAUCUGCAGAAGAUUCGACCAAGUCGAAGCGCUGGUCAAAGUAUGUGCGUGAUGUUUACGACCCGGUACAGGUCGGAUCGAUCGAUGGAACGGACCAGGUGCCCCACGAUCGAGCGCUGGUACGCGCCAUCAAUUCCAACUAUCGACCGAAUCGGAAGGUGAAAGGCAAUCCGAUGCACACGAUCUUCAUCGGUCGAUUGGCACACUCAGUCACGGAGGAACAGUUACGAGCUAAAUUUACACCCUUUGGCACAAUUGUUCACACUCGAUUAGUUACCGAUAUCAUUACCGGGCUGCCUCGCGGGUACGCAUUCAUUGAGUACAGCAGUCGCGAUGAGGCGCUGCGAGCGAUCGACCGAAUGCACGGUGUAAGCAUCGACGGGAAGGAAAUUCUCGUCGACGAGGAAUGGGAACGACGGCUGGAGGGUUGGAAACCGCGCCGACUUGGCGGUGGUUUCGGAGGCAGGAAGAAAUCACAGCAGCUACGAUUUGGCUGCAAGGUGCAACCGUUCCGGAGGCCCAUUCUUGAGCCAUCCAGUGGCGGUGUGUCGAGCGUGUGCGAAUGGAAUCGUCGUGUUCGUCAUCGGAAAGAAGGUCCACCACGGUCCACCAGGGACAGUGAUGGGGACUAGGCACGUUUGCUAAGCGGUUUUUUUGUUGUUGCCGGAAAAUAAUGACUUCGUACGUAAGUUUAAUAGCAAUAAAAUAACCAGCCAGACAACCCUCUAGCAAACACGUUCUCACUGCAGGACGGCAGCGUUAGCCGAUAUACUAGGAUUGUUUAUAACCUCGCCCAGGCUGUCCAACA
This is a messenger RNA of Anopheles moucheti, 812 nucleotides long. Its product is annotated as U11/U12 small nuclear ribonucleoprotein 35 kDa protein-like. Gene Ontology annotation, biological process: mRNA splicing, via spliceosome. NCBI's taxonomy places the organism in Eukaryota, Metazoa, Arthropoda, Insecta, Diptera, Culicidae. The coding region runs from base 1 to 636 and encodes 211 amino acids. Gene Ontology annotation, cellular component: U12-type spliceosomal complex; precatalytic spliceosome. Gene Ontology annotation, molecular function: mRNA binding; snRNA binding. The record is from RefSeq and is a predicted model, not a curated record. The transcript is spliced from 2 exons.